AUGAAGGUGUGGAUCUUCGGCGACGUGUGGUGCUCCAUCUGGCUGGCGGUGGACGUGUGGAUGUGCACGGCGUCCAUCCUCAACCUGUGCGCCAUCUCGCUGGACCGGUACGUGGCGGUGACGCGGCCGGUGACGUACCCGAGCAUCAUGUCGUCGCGGCGCGCCAAGCUGCUCAUCGCCGGCGUGUGGGUGCUGAGCUUCGUCAUCUGCUUCCCGCCGCUGGUCGGCUGGAAGGACGACGCGCCGCCGCCCGCGCCGCCCUCCUCCGCCAACGACUCGUCGCCGCCGCCCCCGCCGCCGCCGCCGCCCACGCCGCCGCCGCCCUGCCCGUGGACCUGCGAGCUCACCAACGACGCCGGCUACGUCGUCUACUCGGCGCUCGGCUCCUUCUACAUCCCCAUGUUCGGCUUCCGCACGACGAAGGGCGGCAAGGGCGGCGCGUUCGGCAGCCGCUUCGACGAGCAGCGGCUGACGCUGCGCAUCCACCGCGGCCGCGGCUCCGUCAUGACGCACAGCAGCGGCGGCAGCAACAGCACGGCGACGAGCAGCGCGGGCUCGCCCAGCCUGUCGACGGGCGCGGCCACCGGCACGGGCCGCUCCCCGUCCGCGCGCCGCCUCGAGCGCAGCCGCACGCACGACCGCAUCAAGAUCAGCGUCAGCUACCCCAGCAGCGACGCCAUCUGCAACAGCGACGCCCUGCUGCAGCCGCCCCCGCAGGCCCCGGCGCAGCCGCCACCGGCCUCCCCGUCGCCCAACAGCAGCAAGAAGUCCUCCUUCUCCUCCUCGCCGCCCGGCUCCGUCACGCACUACGCCGUGCACUACCAGAACAGCUUCCGCGCGGGCCGUGGGGGCGACGGGGGCGGGGGCGGCAACUGCCACCUGCGCGUGUCGGGCGCGACUCGUCUGUCGGUGACGCGGCGCAGCGGGCGGCGGCGCAGCAGCGCGGACAGCACGGCGCCGCCGCCCACGCCCGGCCCCGACGCGCCGCACCACAAGGACCUGUCGCCCUCGCCCACCUUCGACGAGGGCUCCGCCAACAAGCCCAAGCUCAUCUCGCGCAUGGGCAAGCGCAACAUCAAGGCGCAGAGAAGUGUUAGGUCUCAAAAAGUGUUUCGAAUGUGCUUCUGCAACCGGGGCGCUGUGCGGCAGCGCAGCGGGCGGCGCGGCUCGGACGGGUCGCAGCUGGGCGCGCUGCGCGGCGGCACCGACCGCGCGCGCUCGCCCUCCUACACGCCCGCCCCGGGCGGCGCGUGCGCGUGCGGCGCGGGCGGCCCGGCGAAGGCGGAGGCGGCGGAGCGGUGGCCGGCGAAAGGAAAGGAAGGGAGUGAGUGUGCAAGGAGGAGAAAGAAGGAAAGUCUUGUUGAGGGCGUUCCAGCUCCGUGUUCCCCUGAGGAGGCUGUGCCUGCCGCGAGUGACCGCCGCCUGCCCCGCUGCAUCCCGCCCGUCCCGCCCCCGCGCCGCGGCGCGCGCGCCGCCUCGCGCGCGCCCCGGCGCUACCGCGCGCCGCCGCAGCCUCCGCCGCGCCGCUCCGCUGGUGGUGUGCCUGAUCCACGCCCGGCGGCCGGCCCCGCCGCCGGCUGA
Molecule: messenger RNA, 1581 nt
Organism: Gryllus bimaculatus (two-spotted cricket)
Lineage: Eukaryota; Metazoa; Arthropoda; Insecta; Orthoptera; Gryllidae
Source: the annotation of a GenBank genome assembly